This is a messenger RNA of Acanthoscelides obtectus, 1786 nucleotides long. Lineage: Eukaryota; Metazoa; Arthropoda; Insecta; Coleoptera; Chrysomelidae. The record is from the annotation of a GenBank genome assembly.
GGCCAACCUACGCAACGCGCAAGGCACAACUGCAUAGCGGGUUGCCUACAGCGAAGUAAAUUCAGUUUUCUAUUGACUGUUGCAGAGAAAACUUGGGUCUGCUGCAUUUGCACGAUAAAUAUCGCUGAACUACUUUUAUCCGGAUUAAAAGUAUUUAAAACUGACUAUUGAACCUGGAUCUUUCUGUAAAAAUGGGGGAUGAACCAGUGAUGGCAACAAAUGACGAUGCCAGCGAAUGUAAAAGGGGUGCAGUUCAACUAGGAUACUGGAACGACAAAUACAUCCAAUACUUUGUAAAGCAUGUGGAAAAAAGGGCCCCAGAAAUAAACAGGGGCUACUAUGCCAGAGUCAAGGGUAUUGAAACCUUUGUACAGAAGUUCAUCAGUAAGGCUGGAAGCUCAGCACAAAUAUUGAAUUUUGGGUCUGGAUUUGACACAUUAUAUUGGAAACUUAAGGACGAAGGGAUACAAAUUGCUAAUUUUGUAGAGGUAGACUUCCCUUCAGUAACUGCAAAAAAGUGCUACCUAAUCAAAAAGAAUAAACCCCUGUUGGAUCGAAUAUAUGACCAGGAUGGUGAGGUGAAGCUAAGUGCUACAGAUAUACAUGCUGGAAAUUACCACUGCAUUGGGGCUGAUAUUCGAAAUAUAAAUCAGCUGGAAGUCAAGCUACAUCAGGCUGAAGUUGACUUCAACAGACCCACAUUGUUCAUUGCAGAAUGUGUUCUGGUUUACAUUGAAAAUGAUUGUGUUAAUAAACUUUUAUCAUGGAUAUCGUCCAAAUUCAAAACAGGGCUUUUUAUCAAUUAUGAGAUGUGUAAUAUUAAUGAUACAUUUGGGGAUGUUAUGUUAGGUAAUCUCAAAGCAAGAGGUUGUAACAUGGCAGGUAUAGCAUAUUGCAAGAACGUAGAAUCACAGAAAUCGAGAUUCCUGAACAAUGGAUGGAUGGGGGCAAAAGCUUGGGAUAUGGUUCAGAUUUACUAUUCUAUACCUGAAAAUGAGAGGCAGAGGAUAGAACGAAUUGAAUUUUUGGAUGAGAAAGAAUUGCUUAUUCAGUUAUUUCAGCAUUAUUGUAUCUGUUUAGGGUGGUUGAGUCCUGAGUUUGCAGACUUUAAUUUCAACUGUUCUGAUAAUUAAAGUGUAUGAUUAUUUGUUGUAGUUUUCUGAUGUCAAAAUGUGAUUGAAAAUAGUGUAUUUGUUCUUAUAGUGGAAAUAUUGAAAAGCAUAAACAAGUGGGCAGCUCACAAAAGAAGAAACUAGUAAAUACCUGCAUUUUUAAAAUGAUUUCUGUCUUUCCACCUAUUGAAAAUAUUUAGACUGUAGUUUGAAUUUCUCAGGAAUUAAAACAAAAUUUUGUUUUCUUAACAAUACCACAAGGGUCAGUACCUGGAUUGACACCAUUUAUUUGGAAAACAACAUUUAUAGCAAUACGUUUUGAUUUUAUAUAUUUUACCUUUUUGGUGUUCAAAUAAAAAAUAUAUUUAUAUUUUUAUGAAGGGAUCGACAUAUUUAAUAUGUUGUAAAUUGCACACAAAAGUGAGAGUUCAUAUUCCUUUGUUAGAUACUAAUAGAACUUUUCUGGCAUCAGAGAAGCUAUGCUACUUUUCUGGAAUAUGUAAAAAGUAUGAACAUAAAAGUCUGUGAUAUUUUGUGAAAAUGCUUUGUUUUAAAUUAUGUAUGUUAGUUUUGUAAGAUUAUACGAAUUACUUUCUUGAUGCUUCGUUUUCCUCGAGUAAUUUAACGCAUCCGUUUUCUUUAAAUUAUUCACUUAUUUUUUAGUAACAUUUGGC